AUGCCGCCAUGUCCCUCCGGCUCGAUCCCCAUCUUCCUCCUCGCUCGAUCUCCCCUUCCCCUCCUUCUACCUAGCGCCGCCACCACCUCCCUCUGCAGCGCCAGACCUCCACCAGCGGCUCUCCUUCGCCCCGCUGCUCCUCUGUCUCUAACCCCGGCCAGAUCAACUCGGUUCCCCGAUGCCCUCGCCUCGCACUGGCAAGUGACCCUGCCGGAGUGCACUGCCAGAGUAACAGCAACACCACGGACCCCUCGCGCCCUUCUCCUUUCCUACUCUCUCUCUCUCUUUCUCUCUCUCUCUCUCUCUCUCUCUCUCUCUCUCUCUCGCAGCUUCUGUUCCCUGAUUACUUCUCUCAGUUACUCUCUGUUUUUUUCUUCAGGACCCAGUAGCCACCAUGGACGCCAUAGCGCAGCCCUGCCUCCAUUCCCGCGACCAUGCACCAGCCAGCAGCAUGUCGUGGGAACUACGCGCGCCCCUGCUCGAAGAAGUUGCCGCCUCCCCGACCGGACCUGGUGCCUCGCCGUCCCAGUGCUGGACCCGGAGGCCGCAAUUCUCGUCGGACCUCUGCCGCGCCCCAUUCAUCACGCUGCCUGUUGGCCCUCCAUUUUUCCUCGCUGUGACACGUUCGGCCAUGGACUUUUUGAGCCGUUUGCCUCCUGCACACGUCGUGGCUUCCUCCAAAUCCAUCGAAGGACACCGUGCAACAAAUAACCAAGUACCCAUGGAUGCAAGUACCAACCGUUGCAUUCCGUUUCAUCUUUGCCAAGGCCGAGAGUAUGCCAAGUACCACGACGUUGAUGCCCCUCAAGUUCGACUACAUGGAACCGCCAAGUACCCCUACGCCCGAAGAUGCCAAGACCAUUUCGGGAUUCACAAAGUACUGCUACCGUUGACUCGAACAUCUACGAAAAAGUGUACCUCUACCGUCGCCGAGAUCGCGAGAACCUCUACCGAUGACCUCGAAGCGUGUACGACGAUCAUUGUCGGAGACCCAUACCUCUACCGCUUCCAGAACAUGAAUGACUACUUCCACUACGACCGUCCCGAGAACGUCUACUUCCCCUUCAUUGCACCAAACUCGACUCGCUUCGAAAAUGCACCCUUGAAAGGUAUAUCCGCCGGAACGAUGUCGUGGACCGUAUGCAUGUGACGUGUUGUAUGAGAUGCAUGUUUGGAUGUUGUAUCUGCCCGUGAACGUUAGUUGUUCCCUUAUUGACACCGUCGUCGAACCAUGGGAACCCGGUAACCGGGAGCACCCCCACCAUCUCUUGCGUGUUCCACACAUCCGCACACUUGCUUCUUUUGCACCGAUAUCUCCGUGAGCCACCGGUACCGACUUGUUGUCGUGGCAUCAUUUUCGGAUUCGUUACCG
This is a messenger RNA of Triticum urartu, 1372 nucleotides long. The record is from RefSeq and is a predicted model, not a curated record. Lineage: Eukaryota; Viridiplantae; Streptophyta; Magnoliopsida; Poales; Poaceae.